AUGGCGGAACAGAAAGAAAACGCUUUUCAAAAACAGGAAGUCAAGGGUAAGAAGGGUGGUCGGUACUAUAAGAGCAUCGGCCUGGGAUACAAAACGCCGAAAGAGGCCAUUUUCGGCACCUACAUUGACAAGAAAUGUCCAUUUACUGGCAAUGUCAGAAUCCGAGGUCGUAUCCUGACUGGUGUGGUUAGAAAAAUGAAGAUGAACAGGACUAUCGUCAUUCGGCGUGAUUACAUGAAGUAUGUCAAGAAGUACAACAGGUACGAAAAGCGGCACAAGAACAUGUCCGUACAUCUCUCUCCCUGCUUCCGUGAUGUCAGCGUAGGUGAUACAGUGACUGUUGGUGAAUGUCGGCCUCUCAGCAAAACAGUGAGCUUCAACGUUAUCAAAGUUCUCAAGGCUCCUGGUUCGCAGUACAAAAAAGCGUUUGCCAAAUUUUGA
Opisthorchis viverrini is the source of this 441-nucleotide messenger RNA. RefSeq lists its product as hypothetical. Gene Ontology annotation, biological process: translation. Bases 1 to 441 code for a protein of 146 amino acids. Gene Ontology annotation, molecular function: structural constituent of ribosome. The record is from RefSeq and is a predicted model, not a curated record. Gene Ontology annotation, cellular component: ribosome; cytosolic small ribosomal subunit. Lineage: Eukaryota; Metazoa; Platyhelminthes; Trematoda; Opisthorchiida; Opisthorchiidae. The transcript has 3 exons.